Molecule: messenger RNA, 279 nt
Organism: Protopolystoma xenopodis
Lineage: Eukaryota; Metazoa; Platyhelminthes; Monogenea; Polystomatidea; Polystomatidae
Source: the annotation of a GenBank genome assembly
AUGUUAUCGCAGAACGGAUCUGCAGGGCUUAAAGAAAAAUGCGGCGUUGUUGCUGUAGUGGGUGCGCUCAACGCUAUUGAGCUUGCUUUGCUGGGGCUUCAUGGACUACAACACAGAGGACAUGAAGCGUUCGGUAUUGCAUUUUCCCGUGAUGCCAACAUGUGUGUCGUCCACCGCCAUGGAAGAGUUGACUCGGCUUUAAAUGAUCUUCACAUGCCUCCCGCAGAGAUCGCAGUUGGCCAUGUGAGAUACUCUACAAGUGGAGGUGGUUGUUGUUAG